ACAGAGGGUGUGGUGUGUGACCAGUCCUGGCAAUGGAUGUGUGGGCAGUGCCGCUGCUCCAUGUCGGUCCUCUGAGCUGCAAUAGUAUUUUUGUACAGUGCUACAGUCGCACACGUCCCGAGUCCUCUGCAUAUACAACCUCUGCUGCGAUUUACUAGCGACUUGCCUCAGCAAUGUCUGUAAACUCCGGCUCCGUGUCUUCCGAGAUACUGGCCGCCGUCACCACGGCCAACUGCGAGAUCGCUGUUCUGCCGCUAGCGCUGCUGCUGGAGUUGCAACCGCAGUACCUCAGCCUGGAGAGCGGCACCAUGACCUGCGCUAGCCACAGAGGCGGCUACAACCUGUUCAGCGACGGCAGCGCUCAGAUAGACGGGCGUCGGUGCAGGAUCGGAAACUACCUGCAAAGGAAAGUCACCCUCCAGAGUCACGCGGACUAUAAGGAUUACAGAGAAACACUGUUUGCAAAACCCAUGUUAUUUAUAACAAAUGCAAAAAAAGUCAACUGCCCCUUUACCUCAGCUAAAACAUUUGCCUUAAUUGUGAAUACCCGACAUCCAAAGGUGAAAAGCAGGGUGGAGGAUGGGAUGAAUAAUGCAAUAUCCUCAGUUUGGGGCGAAAACUACAGUUUACAAAUUAGUUUCCAGAAUACCUUUAGAAAUUACCUUCUGAGGCAAAAUUUUGAAGUGACAGAAGAGAACUUGAGUUUUUCUUACACGUUCAAACUCGAUGUGCUUCUGGAUAUUUCCUACUUACUGGGUCUCAGCAAAAAGAAAAGCGAAAUGAAUGGGGCGAUUUUGAAUUUGUCCUGUUCAAAGAAAGAGAAAAAGGAAAAAGUUAAAAUGUUCCUGUCAAAAAUGACUGACCCCCUUAUCCGGCGCGGCAGUAGCUUUAACAGAGACCGAAGGAGGAGUUCCUUCGCCCUAGAUAUGAUCCUGGAAGAUCCGUUUCCACCAGAAGAAAAUACAAACGAUGCUACAGCACCAGUCUGGCCUCCAGAGUCAUGAAGUAAAACUAAGAACUGUCACAACAUAAGUUGUUCAAUAUUUGGACCUGAAUAAAAGUAAAUGUCCCCAAAAAACGUAAAGUUGCUCCUAAACAAAAUGUACUUGGAAUGUGCAUCAUGGACACCGCUAGAGAUGUUGGGGUAUAAACCCAUUUUCCAUUUAACUGCAAAAUUAAAAUGUACACUGAUAUUUUCCUGUCGAAGCUUCAUAAAUGACCCUGGAGAAUACCACUGGAUAUGACUUAAGAAACUAUAUUUUAUCCAUUGUUUUAAUAUACUGGAUUUCACUUACGGCAUUUUUCUGAGGUUAAGCUAAAAUGCCCCUAUACCAUCAGAUAUAGGAAGAAAAGUCCCUUCUGAAUCUUGUCCGGUGUUAUGUAAGAAAGGCCCGGCAAGAUAGAACAUUUAUUCUUUAUCUCCUGUCACUAUUAUUUUGGGCCACUUUAUCAAUUUCUUAAACCUCAAUUGCAUGGUUCUGUGGUUGGCAGUCAUUGGGUCUGAGGCGUGUGCAAGUUUGCAGGCAGCCGCAUCUAGCCACUUUUAGCACACUGCACAGACAUCACAGGCUACAAAGCAUCUUUCUGUACUUACAGCAAUUCUGACCCAUAAGAAUUCCCUCCGAGAACCAAGUGGGCGUUACUGGGUAUGGACUGCGCAGUGACAAGGCUUUUACUCAUAAGAGAAACAUUCUGUGGUUGUUGUGGCUGUGUAGCCAGGGUUCUUGCAGACGUAGAACUGGGGCGGUGCAUUCAUUUACAAGGCGAAACCAUCAACCCAAAAUCCGACCCAUAGUUUUAUUUGGAGCAGGAACUGUUAUUGGUGAAAACUGUUUUGUUCUGUAUAAAUGUAAACAUCACGACUAGCAAGUAUUUCUGCUGUCAACCUGCACAUUGAUUAGUACUGUAUGUGCAAUGAAAUCAUGUAUGUAAACUGACAAUACAAACACCAAUAGAGCGCUUAUAGGGGCAAAUUCAGUAAGGAUCGCAAGUCACAAUUCGUACAGAAUUUUUGUGGGGGUGGCGUGGGCGCAUGCGCAGCGGGCCCUACUGCGCAUGCGUCUGCAUUUUCUGCGGGGGCCGCAGAAAAUGCGAUCGCCUCUGCCUGUCAAUCAGGCAGAGGCGGGCGGCAACGCUCUGUUUUCAGGGAGGAAAAUGAGCGUUGCGGGGCAACCCUAAUGGUGGGUUGUGCGGUGCGAACGGGGGAGUGUCAGGGGCGUGGUCGUGGAGGCUGCAUGAUGUCACACGCAGCCGUCGCGACAGGGAAAAUGGCACCGGGACUCCUGCGGCCGCAGCUAAGCUGCUCAGGCAGGAGUCAACCUUAGUUUCUGCUAACAAGCAGAAAUUUGCGUGGUGAACACAAUUUCUGCUUGUAGCAGGAGGGGGGAGGCGCCGGUCAAGCAUGCUGGGCGGCCCCCAGCAUGGGUGCAAAAGGAUAGCAGAAUUUGCUAUCCUUACUGAAUUAGCCCCAUAGUGUAGUCGUUUCAGUAGGCUGUUAAAAACAUAUAAUGGUAUAAAAUAUGCUUUAACUUUCUUGCAAAUAAAAUUAUCUGAUCAUAA
This is a messenger RNA of Pseudophryne corroboree (corroboree frog), 2559 nucleotides long. It is a transcript of the gene MEDAG, whose product is annotated as mesenteric estrogen dependent adipogenesis. Bases 174 to 1004 code for a protein of 276 amino acids. Lineage: Eukaryota; Metazoa; Chordata; Amphibia; Anura; Myobatrachidae. The record is from RefSeq and is a predicted model, not a curated record. The transcript is spliced from 5 exons.